Molecule: messenger RNA, 5646 nt
Organism: Spathaspora passalidarum NRRL Y-27907
Lineage: Eukaryota; Fungi; Ascomycota; Pichiomycetes; Serinales; Debaryomycetaceae
Gene: FAS2
Product: trifunctional fatty acid synthase subunit
Exons: 1
Coding region: 1-5646 (1881 amino acids)
Biological process (GO): long-chain fatty acid biosynthetic process
Cellular component (GO): fatty acid synthase complex
Molecular function (GO): fatty acid synthase activity; 3-oxoacyl-[acyl-carrier-protein] reductase (NADPH) activity; magnesium ion binding
Source: RefSeq, a predicted model, not a curated record
AUGAGACCAGAAAUCGAACAAGAAUUAUCUCAUACUUUGUUAACUGAAUUGUUAGCUUAUCAAUUCGCUUCUCCUGUUAGAUGGAUUGAAACCCAAGAUGUCUUUUUAAAGCAACACAACACCGAAAGAGUCGUUGAAAUUGGUCCUUCUCCAACCUUAGCUGGUAUGGCUUCCAGAACUAUCAAGGCCAAGUACGAAUCCUACGAUGCUGCUCUUUCUUUACAACGUCAAGUAUUAUGUUACUCCAAGGACGCCAAGGAAAUCUACUACACUCCUGAUCCAGCUGAUAUUGCUCCACCAGCCGCCGCUGCUGCUGAAUCUGCUCCAGCUGCUGAAGCUGCUGCCCCAGUUGCCGCCGCUCCAGUUGCCGCUGCCCCAGCCGCCGCUGCUGCCGGUCCUGCUGCUUCCAUUCCAGAUGAACCAGUCAAGGCUUCCUUGUUAUUACAUGUUUUGGUUGCUCAAAAGUUGAAGAAGCCAUUAGAAGCUGUCCCAAUGGGUAAGGCUAUUAAGGAUUUGGUUAACGGUAAGUCCACUGUCCAAAAUGAAAUUCUUGGUGACUUAGGUAAGGAAUUCGGUUCCACUCCAGAAAAGCCAGAAGACACUCCAUUGGAAGAAUUGGCCGAACAAUUCCAAGACACUUUCAAUGGUCAAUUAGGUAAGACUUCUACUUCUUUGAUCGGUAGAUUAAUGUCUUCUAAGAUGCCUGGUGGAUUCUCCAUCACCGUUGCUAGAAAGUAUUUAGAAACCAGAUUUGGUUUAGGUGCUGGUAGACAAGAUUCCGUUUUAUUAGUUGCUUUAACCAAUGAACCAGCUAACAGAUUGGCCUCUGAAGCUGAAGCCAAGGCUUUCUUGGACUCUGUUGCCAACAAGUAUGCUUCCACUGCUGGUAUUUCAUUAUCUUCAGCUGCUCCAGCUGGCGGUGCCGGUGGUGCUGCUGGUGGUGCCGUUGUUGACAGUGCUGCUUUAGAUGCUUUGACUGCCGAGAACAAGAACUUGGCCAGACAACAAUUGGAAGUCUUGGCUAGAUACUUGCAAGUUGACUUGAACAAGGGUGCUAAAUCCUUCAUCAAAGAAAAGGAAGCUUCUGCCGUCUUGCAAAAGGAAUUAGACUUAUGGGAAGCUGAACAUGGUGAAUUCUACGCUAGCGGUAUCAAACCAACCUUCUCCCCAUUGAAAUCAAGAACUUAUGAUUCUUACUGGAAUUGGGCCAGACAAGAUGUUUUAUCCAUGUACUUUGACAUCAUCUUUGGUAAGUUAACUUCUGUUGACAGAGAAACCAUCAACCAAUGUAUUCAAAUCAUGAACAGAGCCAACCCAACUUUAAUCAAGUUUAUGCAAUACCACAUUGACCACUGUCCAGAAUACAAGGGUGAAACUUACAACUUGGCCAAGAGAUUAGGUCAAUUAUUAAUUGACAACUGUCAACAAGUUUUGAACUCGGAUCCAGUUUACAAGGAUGUCUCUAGAAUCACUGGUCCAAAGACCACUGUUUGUGCCAAGGGUAACAUCAACUAUGAAGAAGCCAACAAGGAAUCUGUUAGAAAGUUUGAGCAAUAUGUUUACGAAAUGGCUCAAGGUGGUAAGAUGACCAAGAUUGAACAACCAACCAUCCAAGAAGAUUUGGCUAGAGUUUACAAGGCUAUCACCAAGCAAGCUUCCAAGAGCAACAAGUUGGAAUUACAAAAGGUUUACGAUCAAUUAUUGAAGGUUGUUGAAUCCUCUACUGAGAUUGAAACUCAACAACUUACCAAGGAUGUUUUACAAUCAACUGCUACUUCCACCACUGUUUCUGAAGAUGAAUUAUCUACUGCUUCCGAUGAUGAAGACGACGAAAUUGCCUCAUUGCCAGACAGAACUUCUAUUUUGCAACCAGUUUCUUCCACCAUUCCAGCUCAAACUAUUCCAUUCUUGCACAUUCAAAGAAAGUCCAAGACUGGUUGGGAAUACGACCGUAAGUUAUCCGCCACUUAUUUGGACGGUUUAGAAUCUGCUGCCGUUAAUGGUUUAACUUUCAAGGACAAGUAUGUCUUGCUUACUGGUGCCGGUGUUGGUUCCAUUGGUGCUGAAAUUUUACAAGGGUUAAUCAGUGGUGGUGCCAAGGUUGUUGUCACUACUUCUAGAUUCUCCAAGAAGGUUACCGAAUACUACCAAAACAUGUACGCCAGAUAUGGUGCUGCUGGUUCUAUUUUGACUGUUGUUCCAUUCAACCAAGGUUCCAAGCAAGAUGUUGAAGCUUUAGUGCAAUACAUUUACGAUGAACCAAAGAAGGGUGGUUUAGGUUGGGAUUUGGAUGUCAUCAUUCCAUUUGCUGCUAUCCCUGAAAACGGUAACGGUAUUGACAACAUUGAUUCCAAGUCUGAAUUUGCUCACAGAAUCAUGUUGACCAACCUUUUGAGAUUAUUGGGUGCUGUUAAGGCCAGAAAGACCACUGACACUAGACCAGCUCAAUGUAUCUUGCCAUUAUCUCCAAACCACGGUACUUUUGGUUUCGAUGGUUUAUACUCCGAAUCCAAGAUUUCCUUGGAAACCUUGUUCAACAGAUGGUACUCUGAAGAUUGGGGUACCAAGUUGACCAUCUGUGGUGCUAUCAUUGGUUGGACUAGAGGUACUGGUUUAAUGAGUGGUAACAACAUCAUUGCCGAAGGUAUUGAAAAGUUGGGUGUUAGAACCUUCUCCCAAAAGGAAAUGGCUUUCAACAUUUUGGGUUUGUUGACCCCAGAAAUUGUCAAGUUGUGUCAAGAAGAACCAGUUAUGGCUGAUUUGAACGGUGGUUUACAAUUUAUUGAAAACUUGAAGGAAUUCACUUCCAAGUUGAGAACUGAUUUGACUGAAAACGCUGACAUCAGAAGAGCCGUUGCUAUUGAAUCUUCCAUUGAACAAAAGGUUAUCAACGGUGACAAUGUUGACGCCAACUACUCCAAGGUUACUGUUCAACCAAGAGCCAACAUGAAGUUUGACUUCCCAACCUUGAAGACUUAUGAUCAAAUCAAGGCUGUUGCUCCAGAAUUGGAAGGUAUGUUAGACUUGGAAAGUGUUAUCGUUGUUACUGGUUUUGCUGAAGUUGGUCCAUGGGGUAACGCUAGAACCAGAUGGGAAAUGGAAUCCAAGGGUGAAUUCUCAUUGGAAGGUGCUAUUGAAAUGGCCUGGAUUAUGGGUUUGAUCAAGUACCACAAUGGUAACUUGAAGGGUAAGCCAUACUCUGGUUGGGUUGAUGCCAAGACUCAAACUCCUGUUGAUGACAAGGAAAUCAAGGCCAAGUACGAAGAAGAAAUCUUGGACCACUCUGGUAUUAGAUUGAUUGAACCAGAAUUAUUCCAUGGUUAUGAUCCAAAGAAGAAGCAAAUGAUUCAAGAAAUUGUUGUCCAACACGAUUUGGAACCAUUUGAAUGUUCCAAGGAAACUGCCGAACAAUACAAGCACGAACAUGGUGACAAGUGUGAAAUCUUUGAAAUUGAAGACAGUGGUGAAUACACUGUUAGAAUCUUGAAGGGUGCUACUUUGUUCAUUCCAAAGGCCUUGAGAUUUGACAGAUUGGUUGCCGGUCAAAUUCCUACUGGUUGGGACGCUCGUACUUAUGGUAUUCCAGAAGACACUAUUAACCAAGUUGAUCCAAUCACUUUGUACGUCUUGGUUGCUACUGUUGAAGCUUUGUUGUCUGCUGGUAUCACCGAUCCAUAUGAAUUCUACAAGUAUGUCCAUGUUUCGGAAGUUGGUAACUGUUCUGGUUCCGGUAUGGGUGGUGUUUCUGCCUUGAGAGGUAUGUUCAAGGACAGAUAUGCUGAUAGACCAGUCCAAAACGAUAUCUUGCAAGAAUCCUUUAUCAACACUAUGGCUGCUUGGGUUAACAUGUUGUUGUUAUCUUCAUCUGGUCCAAUCAAGACUCCAGUUGGUGCUUGUGCUACUGCUGUUGAAUCUGUUGAUAUCGGUGUUGAAACUAUCUUGUCUGGUAAGGCCAAGAUUGUUAUUGUUGGUGGUUACGAUGAUUUCCAAGAAGAAGGUUCUUAUGAAUUCGCCAACAUGAAUGCUACUUCCAAUGCUGUUGAAGAAUUCAAGCACGGUAGAACUCCAAAGGAAAUGUCCAGACCAACUACCACUACCAGAAAUGGUUUCAUGGAAGCUCAAGGUUCCGGUAUUCAAGUUAUCAUGACUGCUGAUUUGGCUAUUAAGAUGGGUGUUCCAAUCCAUGCUGUUUUGGCCAUGACUGCUACUGCCACUGAUAAGAUUGGUAGAUCUGUUCCAGCUCCAGGUAAGGGUAUCUUGACCACUGCCAGAGAACACCACGGUGACUUGAAGUACCCAUCUCCAUUGUUGAACAUCAAGUACAGAAAGAGACAAUUGGCCAAGAGAUUAGAACAAAUUAAGGCUUGGGAAGAAGGUGAAAUCAACUACUUGCAAGAUGAAGCUGAAUUGACCAAGGAAGAAUAUGGAGAUGAAUUCUCUAUCAAGGACUUUAUGAGAGAAAGAACUGAAGAAAUCCACCGUGAAGCCAAGAGACAAAUUGCUGAUGCCAAGAAGCAAUGGGGUAACCACUUCUACAAGUCUGAUCCAAGAAUCGCUCCAUUGAGAGGAGCCUUGGCUACUUUCAACUUGACCAUUGAUGAUAUUGGAGUUGCUUCAUUCCACGGUACUUCUACUGUUGCUAACGAUAAGAAUGAAUCUGCUACUAUCAACAGUAUGAUGCAACACUUGGGUAGAUCUGAAGGUAACCCAGUCUUUGGUGUUUUCCAAAAGUACUUGACUGGUCAUCCAAAGGGUGCUGCUGGUGCUUGGAUGUUGAACGGUGGUAUUCAAAUUUUGGAAUCUGGUAUUGUUCCAGGUAACAGAAAUGCCGAUAAUGUUGAUAAGUUAUUGGAACAAUUUGAAUACGUUUUGUAUCCAUCCAGAUCCAUUCAAACUGAUGGUAUUAAGGCUGUUUCCGUGACUUCGUUCGGUUUUGGACAAAAGGGUGCUCAAGCUAUUGUUAUUCAUCCAGAUUACUUGUAUGCUGUUUUGGAUCAAAGUACUUAUCACGAAUAUGCUGCCAAGGUUACUGCUAGAAACAAGAAGACCUACCGUUACAUGCACAAUGCUAUUACUAGAAACACUAUGUUUGUUGCUAAGGACAAGGCUCCAUACUCUGAUGAAUUGGAACAACCAGUUUACUUGGAUCCAUUGGCUCGUGUUGAAAGCUCCAAGCAACAACAACUUGUUUUCUCUAACAAGUCUAUUCAAAACAACAAGUCUUAUGUUAGUGAAGUUGCUGACAAGACUGCCAAGGCUUUGACUUCCUUGACCAAGUCUUCCAAGGGAGUUGGUGUUGAUGUUGAAUUACUUUCUGCCAUCAAUAUGGAGAAUGAAACGUUUAUUGAAAGAAACUUUACUGAUGCUGAACGUGAAUACUGUCAAAAGUCUUCAUCUCCACAAGCUUCAUUCACCGGUACCUGGUCUGCCAAGGAAGCUGUGUUCAAGGCUUUAGGUGUUGAGUCCAAGGGUGCUGGAGCUUCUUUGAUUGACAUUGAAAUCAUUCGUGAUGCCAAUGGUGCACCAAAGGUUUUCUUGAAUGGUGAAGCCAAGGUUGCUGCUACCAAAGCUGGUGUUAAGAAUGUCAAUGUUUCUAUUUCACACGAUGACUUCCAAGCCACUGCUGUUGCUUUAAGCGAAUUCUAA